Messenger RNA from Sebastes umbrosus (honeycomb rockfish), 2650 nucleotides. RefSeq names its product syntrophin, beta 2 (gene sntb2). The record is from RefSeq and is a predicted model, not a curated record. Bases 336 to 2141 code for a protein of 601 amino acids. Gene Ontology annotation, molecular function: structural molecule activity; protein binding. Gene Ontology annotation, cellular component: dystrophin-associated glycoprotein complex; intracellular anatomical structure; synapse. Lineage: Eukaryota; Metazoa; Chordata; Actinopteri; Perciformes; Sebastidae. The transcript is spliced from 7 exons.
GUGUAGUUUAGUUCCUGCUAACCUGCCAGUGUUAGUCGGACAGCUUUAGAGCUUGAACUCAACAACAAGCCCUCUCAGGCUGGCCCAUCACAGCCAGUUGUUCUUUUCUCUUCCUCCUCUCUCCCUCUCUCUCUCUCUGUUUGUGGGAGUCCUGUAGUUCCCCUCCCUGUGAGCCUGCAGUCUCACGGUGGGAGUGGGUGUGUCGAUGCGGACCAGAGCAGCCUAGUCGCUGCUCGUGUUGUGUUGAGUUGAGCGCUCUCUGAGUAGAAGAGUAGAAAGUUGGAGAUGAGUUCAGAGUGACGCGGCCCGCCUCGGAGCAGGCUAACCGUCCCGGAAUGGCAGUUUGGACCCGAGCGGAUAAAAACGGUCAGCUGGACCUGCUGCUACGCGACCGUUGGAUCCGAGUGGCGGCAGAACUCACCCGGGAGACGUUGACUCUAACGGCCGAGGCGGAGGCGACCGGACCGGGGGGAAACAGUCACUGGGAGCUCAACAACUCCUCCGCAGGCCUACGGAAUGGCAUUACGAACGGAAACGACCCGGGACCGAGUCCGGGGAACCCUGCCCGCGGCUCUUCUUCGGGUACAGACCAGCUCCAGAACCAGAACCACGGAGGGGGUAGAGGGCGCAGCGGCAGCCCGGGGCGAGGCGGUGUCAGCCGGGGUCAACACGACGCUAACUACGGUCCCAACAGCCCCGGGGGGAAGUACCCGAAUAACGGCACAAACUCUGACUUUGGAAGCCCCGGGUCGAGCUACGGGAGUCCCGGGUCCAGCUUCGGGUCCAGACAAGGCGACGUCCCGGUCCCGGUCCCCGUCAGCCUGGACGGCUCCUCGGAGGCGGUGCGUAAAGUCCGGGUUGUGAAGCAGGAGUCUGGCGGGCUGGGGAUCAGCAUCAAGGGGGGGCGAGAGAACCGGAUGCCCAUCCUCAUCUCCAAGAUCUUCCCGGGGCUCGCCGCAGACCAGAGCCGGGCGCUCCGGGUGGGCGACGCGAUCCUGUCGGUGAACGGGAGCGACCUCCGGGAGGCGACGCACGACCUGGCGGUGCAGGCGCUGAAGAAGGCGGGCAAAGAAGUCACGCUGGAGGUGAAGUACAUCCGCGAGGUUUCUCCACUCUUCAAGAAGCCGUCCCUGGUGGCCGACCUACCGUGGGACGGCGUCCGCCCACAGUCACCCAGCUACAGCGGCAGCGAGGACUCCGGGUCGCCCAAACACAGCAGCUCCUCCUCCUCCAAAGAUAGAAAAGUCAUAAGCCUGAAGAUGUGCUUCAUCAGCAGGAACCUUACCAUGCCAGAUCUGGAGAACAGACUUUUGGAGCUCCAUUCCCCGGACGGCCAGCACACUGUGGUGCUGCGCUGUAAAGACGGCCCCACCGCCAACUCCUGGUUCACUGCCGUCCACACCAACAUUGCCGCUCUGCUGCCACACACCCUGGCUCACAUCAACGCUUACCUGGGGGCCUCGUCCUCGGCCUCCACACACCCCCAUCUCAAACACAUCGGCUGGUUGGCUGAACAGGUCCAGCUGGAAGGUGGACGGCAGCAGUACAAGCCAGUGGUCAUGGCACUGACGGAGAAGGACAUCCUGCUAUUUGAAUCGGUGCCGUGGAGCAGAGAGUCCUGGUCCAUGCCUCUGCUCACACACCCGCUGCUAGCCACAAGACUGGUCCAUUCUGGCAGUGCCCGGGGUUCUCCCGCCCAGGGUUCAGACCUGGUGUUCGCCACUCGGACGGGCACGGGGCGGGGCAUCGAGUCCCACAUCUUCCGAGUGGAGACCCACUGGGAUCUGUCUUCAUGGACGCGAGCCCUCGUGCAGGGGGCGCACGCUGCCGCUGAGCUCAUCAAAGAAGUCUCCAUUGGUUGCACGUUGAACAGACAGGAUGUUCGGCUGACGCUGCACUACGAAAAGGGCUUCACUGUGACGAGGGAGCCGGCAGAUCCAGCCGGGGGCGCCGUGCUGUUCAGAUACCCCUACGAGAAGCUCAAAAUGUCCGCCGACGAUGGAAUACGCAACCUCUACCUUGACUUUGGGGGUCCAGAGGGAGAAAUGGUAUUUGACCUCCACUCGGGUCCAAAGCCGGUGGUGUUUGUCCUCCACUCCUUCCUGUCAGCCAAGCUCACUCGUAUGGGCCUGCUGACGUGAAACAACUAACAACAGCAGCAGCAGCGUGGCCUAGAGGACGGGCCCAGGCACAGCAAGGAGGGGGAAGACUCUCCCAACAUGCUGAUACUGGGGGGUUGAUUUUUAAUUCUUUUUUUUUUUUUUUUUUAAUUUCUCCAUUCACAGCUGAAGCUGCAGGGAAGAUUUAACCCACGAGUCGUAUUGUUGAUUGUCUCAAAAUUGUGCCUUCUCUUCCAACUUCUCCUCGACGUCUUCCAAUCAUUUGUAUUGCAAGGUCAGGUAAAAAGGAAGUGGCACUUUGCUUGAAGUCAUGAGGUGUUAGGAGACGGUUUGGGGGGGGGGGGAAGCUAUUAACAAUCUCAUAACAUUCCAUGUUAUUAUGUAUUAAAUUCCAUUAUGAUUACCUGACAUGAUGUUAAAAACAAACAAGCUAAGAUGCGAUUCCAUUACAGUGCACUUCAAGCAAAGUGUUACUGAACUAUAUUAAGGAAAGGAAGGAUUUUUAGACAAUGAAUACACAGCCAAGCACA